AUGGGUAAGAAGAUCGAGAUGACAGCCACAACGAAAGCGUUUCGGGCUCGAAAUCCGGACUCAAACAAGCAAAUGCCGAUCUAUUUUGCUGAUGAGAUGCCCGAUUUGGCCGAGGCGGCUUCGAUCAGUCGUGCAGUUGCUCAAAUGCCAACGGGAAUGGAGAAAGAGGAGGAAAUGGAGACACAUUUACAAGAUGCAAUCAUUUCACAACAGGCUUGUUCUUCCGGUCUCAAUGUUGAAGCACGGGUGAUUCCUACGCCAAAAGUCCAUUCGAUUGACGAGAACCGAUACGCAAAGAGCUACAAAUUGCUUGGUGAAUGUUCGUCACAAUUUUUGAAGGUUCAGGCUUGGGAAGCUUUGGAAUACGAGCGACCCGAGUACGAUUGUGACAGUGAAGACGAGAAUUGGUUGAGGAGCAGACCGCACAUUCUGGCAAGCGAUUUGGAGAAGAUCUUUGAAGAAUUGGAGACACGCUCUUCGGAAACGCAAAUUUGCCUGCCAGAUACAGCCCGAAAAGUGAUACAAAGCUACGAUGUAGCGCUUUUGGACGAUGUUUACGAUUAUUGGUUGGCGAAACGCAAAGAUCGGACGACGUCGGGCAUUGGGACGGGCUUGAUAUCAAAAAUUCGAACAGAAGGCAAAAAGGAUGGCCAAAUCAACCCAUACAUUGCUUUCCGACGAAGAAUUGAGAAGAUGCAGACAAGAAGAAAUCGGAAAAAUGAUGAAGAUGCAUAUGAGAAUGGUCUACGGAUAGGCAGAGACUUGCGUCGAGCUGUUCAAUUGGCGGAUAUGGUGAAACGACGGGAAAAGACGAAACUUGCCUUAAUUGAAAGUGAGAUGGAAAUCCUGCAAACACAUGUUGAUCUGGAAGAGUACGAUUCGGUGCUGUACAUGCAACUUGUGAACGUGCUUCGAGAAAAGUUCAGUGAGCCAUUCUGGGAGGAUGUUCCAACACCCCGCAAGAAGCAAAGAAGAAGGAAAGCCAUUGUUUCGAUCGAUCGUGAAAUCCCAAGUAAGGCCUGGCUUAAGAAGAACGCCGAAAUGUGGAAUGUUCCCUUAGCUAGUUCAACAGCAAUCAGUGGUGCUUCAUCCUUACCCAAUGGUCACCCAAUUUCGGCGUCGGAGCCCGAAGAACCGGAAAGUUAUUUCACAUUCAGGCCUCGAAAAGGUUGUCAAUAUCGAAAGCCGUUGCCCUUGUUUCUUUCACCCUCAAUUCGGAAUCUCAGCUCAUUGAAAUCUCAGAACGACAAAGAAAGGCAGGACCCAUCUACGUCGGACGUAGAUCCUUUCUCACAGAAGAAUGUUGUGAGGCGAAUUGGACGAGGUGGACGCCCUAUAGUUGAACGUUUGAUUCGUUUCGUGAGACCACAGAAGAUCACUGUGCCUGUUGCUUCUUUACCUUCGUGUUCAAAGCAAAUCGAGGAGGUUCAAAAGCAAGUUUCACACGUGAAGAACAACCUUGUUCCUACGAGGAAGGAGAACGGCCCUUUGCUGAUCACAAGGAAUGAGGUCACUCCGUCAAAUUCCAAUGCGAACUCCUCCUUUUUCAAUCGAAUCAGCCCAGUGUUUGAGAACUCGCCGAGUGAAGAGUCCCGAUCUUGUUCACCAGUUUUUCUAUGGCAUCAACCGCCUCCACCUUCGCAAUCCACAAAUCCAACGCCAAAACUGCCGGCA
Mesorhabditis belari is the source of this 1674-nucleotide messenger RNA. The record is from the annotation of a GenBank genome assembly. NCBI's taxonomy places the organism in Eukaryota, Metazoa, Nematoda, Chromadorea, Rhabditida, Rhabditidae.